This is a messenger RNA of Papaver somniferum (opium poppy), 1425 nucleotides long. Its product is annotated as UDP-glycosyltransferase 89B2-like. The record is from RefSeq and is a predicted model, not a curated record. Lineage: Eukaryota; Viridiplantae; Streptophyta; Magnoliopsida; Ranunculales; Papaveraceae. The coding region runs from base 1 to 1425 and encodes 474 amino acids. The transcript has a single exon. Gene Ontology annotation, molecular function: UDP-glycosyltransferase activity.
AUGUCGAGUUCUUCAUCUUCCAGUUCUGCACAUAUCUUGAUCUUCCCAUACCCUGCACAGGGCCACAUGAUUCCAAUUCUAGAUUUUGCUCAUCAGCUUUCUCUGCAUAAUCUAACCAUCACCGUACUCGUAACACCAAAAAACCUCCCAAUUCUCGAACCUUUACUCUCCAAAAACCCUUCUAUCAAACCACUAGAAUUACCUUUCCCAGGAAAUCUCAAAAUACCUAAAGGUAUUGAAAAUGCAAAAGACCUAUCACCCGCUCUAAUUCCAGAUAUGAUGAUCACCAUGAGCAAACUAUAUGAUCCUUUACUCAAGUGGUUCAAACCUCAGACUUCACCACCUGUUGCAAUCAUAUCAGAUUUUUUCUUAGGUUGGACACAGAAUCUCGCUUGUGAGCUCAACAUACCUCGUAUUGUUUUCUCUACUACUUGUGCCAUGGCGCUUUCAAUUAUUGAUCUGUUGCAAACCGGCGUGCUCCACAGCACAAAUGAUGAUCCAAUUUCUAUCCAUCAAAUUCCAAAUUCCCCAACUUUCCCUCGGUGGCAUAUCCCUAGCUUGAGAGAUUCUUUUUCUGAUAGAAAUGAAGAUUCUGUUACUAACAGAAAAAAUUUGCUUGCAAAUGUUCGUAGUUGGGGAGUUGUGUUUAACUCGUUUACCGAGUUGGAAACGGUGUACUUGGAUUUCAUGAAGAAGAGAACUGACGGGUUGGGUUAUAAGCGAGUCUGGGCCGUGGGACCGCUUUUUCCUAAUGUCGAUCCCACCGCCAAGGACAAGGACAGAGGCGGGCCUAGUUCAGUAUCACCUGGAAAAAUCCUCUCAUGGCUAGAUAAAUGUCCGAAGAAUUCAGUGGUCUUUGUUUGUUUUGGCAGUCAAGCUGCACUCCCAAAUAAGCAAAUGGAAGCGCUGGCAGCUGGGUUGGAAUGCAGCAAAGUUCGUUUUCUAUGGUGCGUUAAAGAGCCUACAGAAGGACUUGCUAAAGGUGCAUACAGUGCUCUUCCUGCAGGAUUUGAAGAGCGCACAGCUGGUAGAGGAAUGGUGAUUAGAGGAGGAUGGGUUCCGCAAUUGUUAAUUCUAAGACACCCAUCUGUUGGAUCAUUCAUGACUCAUUGCGGGUGGAACUCGACACUAGAAGGACUCACCUCGGGAGUUGUCUUGUUAGCUUGGCCGAUGAUGGCUGAACAGUUCCUUAAUGCAAAUCUCAUUGUGGAUCAAUUGAAAGUUGCUAUCAGGGUUUGUGAAGGGAAUGAAUUGGUUCCUGACUCAGUUAAGUUAGGAGAGUUGGUCGCUGAGUCAUUCAGCGAGCGUUGGAGAGUUAGAGCUCAGAAGCUAUAUAAGGCUGCAAAUGCAGCGGCUCAACAAGGAGGAACGUCAUUCAAGGACUUGCAAAGUCUGGUUAAAGAUUUGCGCGGGCUUAACAAAUAA